This is a messenger RNA of Heteronotia binoei (common prickly gecko), 2490 nucleotides long. Its product is annotated as zinc finger protein 345-like. The transcript has 4 exons. The record is from RefSeq and is a predicted model, not a curated record. Gene Ontology annotation, biological process: regulation of transcription by RNA polymerase II. Gene Ontology annotation, molecular function: RNA polymerase II cis-regulatory region sequence-specific DNA binding; DNA-binding transcription factor activity. NCBI's taxonomy places the organism in Eukaryota, Metazoa, Chordata, Lepidosauria, Squamata, Gekkonidae.
AUGGCGGAAUCACUUAAGAUGUGGGGAGCAUCUGUGAAAAUGGAAGCUGUGAUCCCUGAGGUGGGAAGAGCUUCCUUGGAGCAAGUACAGAAGGUGCAGGCUGUGGAGAGUGCCCAAGAUGCCCUCUUCUGUGCAGAGGGCGAUCACAGAAAUGAGGAUGACAAUCUUCAUGAGCAAAUGCCAGCUCGAGUUAAAGAAGAAGACUUGAAAGAAAAUGUCAGUAAUCAAGGCAGACCUGAUGGGAAAAAACGGAGCUCUAUGGUUGAGAAGCGCAAUGGAAGACCGCAUAAUGUACAGUUCCCCAAACACAGGAUAAUGAAGGCAAGUAAAUCUAUUCAGUGUGGAAAGUCCUUCAGAAGUAGACCAGAGCUGCUUGUGCGCCAAAGAAGACAAAGAAGUGCAAAACCAUUUCAAUGCUCAGAGUACAGAAAGAGAUUGUGUAGCAGCAGCAAUCUUCAGCAGCACCAGAGAGCUCACACAGAAUGCGGAAAGAGAUUCAGUGAGAGUGGCUAUUUUCAAAGAACCCACAUAGCGGGGAAACUGUUUGAAGGCUCAGAGUGUGGAAAGACAUUCAGUAGCAAUAGCAAUCCUCAAGCGCAUAAAAGAACCCACAUAGGGGAGAAACCUUUUGAAUGUUCAGAGUGUGGAAAAAGAUUCAGUAGCAAUGGUGAACUUCAAAUGCAUCAAAGAACCCACACAGGGGAGAAACCUUUUGAAUGUUCAGAGUGUAGAAAGAAAUUCAGUCAGAGCAGCCAUCUUCAACUUCAUCAGAGAACUCACACAGGGGAGAAACCUUUUGAAUGCUCGGAGUGUGGAAAGAGAUUUAGUCAGAACUGCAAUCUUCAACUUCAUCAGAGAACUCACACAGGGGAGAAACCUUUUGAAUGUUCAGAGUGUGGAAAGAGAUUCAGCAGCAAUGGCGAACUUCAGGUGCAUCAAAGAACUCACACAGGGGAGAAACCUUUUGAAUGUUCAGAGUGUGGAAAGAGAUUCAGUCAGAGCAGCCAUCUUCAAGUUCAUCAGAGAACUCACACAGGGGAGAAACCUUUUGAAUGCUCAGAGUGUGGAAAGAGAUUCAGUCAGAGCAGCCAUCUUCAACUUCAUCAGAGAACUCACACGGGGGAGAAACCUUUUGAAUGCUCAGAGUGUGGAAAGAGAUUCAGUGAGAGUGGCCGUCUUCAACGGCAUCAAGUAACUCACACAGGGGAGAAACCUUUUGAAUGUUCAGAGUGUGGAAAGAGAUUCAGUCAGAGUGGCCAUCUUCAGCAGCAUCUAAGAACCCACACAGGGGAGAAACUUUUUGAAUGUUCAGAAUGUGGAAAGAUAUUUAGUAGCAAUGGCAAUCUUCAAAAGCAUCAAAGAAUCCACACAGGGGAGAAGCCUUUUGAAUGCUCAGAGUGUGGGAAGGGAUUCAGACGCAUUGGCGAUCUUCAGCAGCAUAAGAGAACCCACACAGGGGAGAAGCCUUUUGAAUGUUCUGAGUGUGGAAAGAGAUUCAGUAGCAAUAGCGAAUGUCAGAUGCAUCAAAGAACCCACACAGGGGAGAAACCUUUUGAAUGCUUAGAAUGUGGAAAGAGAUUCACUAUGAGUGGCCAUCUUCAGCGGCAUCAGAGAACCCACACAGGAGAGAAACCUUUUGAAUGCUCAGAAUGUGGAAAGAGAUUCAGUACCAGUGGCAAUCUUAAGCGGCAUCAGAGAGCCCACACAAGGGAGAUCUUUUAAGGGAAACCUUUUGAAUGUUCAGAGUGUGGAAAGAGAUUCAGUCAGAGCAGCCAUCUUCAAGUUCAUCAGAGAACUCACACAGGGGAGAAACCUUUUGAAUGCUCAGAGUGUGGAAAGAGAUUCAGUCAGAGCAGCCAUCUUCAACUUCAUCAGAGAACUCACACGGGGGAGAAACCUUUUGAAUGCUCAGAGUGUGGAAAGAGAUUCAGUGAGAGUGGCCGUCUUCAACGGCAUCAAGUAACUCACACAGGGGAGAAACCUUUUGAAUGUUCAGAGUGUGGAAAGAGAUUCAGUCAGAGUGGCCAUCUUCAGCAGCAUCUAAGAACCCACACAGGGGAGAAACUUUUUGAAUGUUCAGAAUGUGGAAAGAUAUUUAGUAGCAAUGGCAAUCUUCAAAAGCAUCAAAGAAUCCACACAGGGGAGAAGCCUUUUGAAUGCUCAGAGUGUGGGAAGGGAUUCAGACGCAUUGGCGAUCUUCAGCAGCAUAAGAGAACCCACACAGGGGAGAAGCCUUUUGAAUGUUCUGAGUGUGGAAAGAGAUUCAGUAGCAAUAGCGAAUGUCAGAUGCAUCAAAGAACCCACACAGGGGAGAAACCUUUUGAAUGCUUAGAAUGUGGAAAGAGAUUCACUAUGAGUGGCCAUCUUCAGCGGCAUCAGAGAACCCACACAGGAGAGAAACCUUUUGAAUGCUCAGAAUGUGGAAAGAGAUUCAGUACCAGUGGCAAUCUUAAGCGGCAUCAGAGAGCCCACACAAGGGAGAUCUUUUAA